AUGUCAAGCAGUGGACCAUUCUGUACAGCUGUUGAAGCAAGAAGGCUCGUAGAAAAUCUGCUGUCGGAUUUGAGAACGCUUUCGACAGAGGCUAGAAAAAAGCAUUCACAAGUUAAAGAGGCUGCUGAAUCAGGUCUCGUAAAAAUAAAAAAUAUUAGUGCAGCAUCCAAUGAGCAAAAUUUGCUGACAAAUAUACGGUGUGCUAGUGCCGAGCUAUUACAACCACUUAUUUUGGGUUGUUCAAGUAGAAAUGCUCGUCUCGUUCAGGUGUCCUUGCAAGCCAUUCAAAAGAUGGUCCAACACCGAGUGAUUGAAUCCGCUUCUGCUCAUAUUAUUGUUAAUGAACUUUGGCAUUUGAUGGAAGCAGAGUGCGAAGAAUUGCGAGUUUUGCAAACAUUAACACCUCUUGUCAGCACUGAAUUACUGGUUACUGGGCAGUGGCUUGCAAAGUGCUUAGUGAUGUGCUUCCGUUUAAAUUUUGCAAAAGAUCCAAUUGUAAUAAACACUGCAUCAGCAACUGUACGACAAAUGGUGAAUUGUGUUUAUGAACGAGUUAUCCAGGAAGAUGGUUUGAAAGGUUAUGAUAUGCCAGUCAUUCAUCAUACUGCACGAACACAUGCGAAAGCUCCAGCACUGGCAUUAAGGUCGUGUGCUUUGGAUGGUUACAUGUUGUUCCAUGAUCUUUGUUUGCUUAUCAAUUCUGAAGCACCACUUUGGUUGGUUGGUAUUCAGGAAAUGACACGUACAUUAGGUUUAGAAUUGUUAGAAUCAGUGCUUUCUUCCUACCCAUCUGUAUUUAUCAAGCAUCCCGAAUUUGCUCAGUUAUUGAAAGACCAAGUAUGUCCCUUAAUCAUCAAACUGUUCGCACCGAAUCAUAAGCAGAUGCAGAUCACAUCGCAGCAUCCUUGUUCAAGUACACACGCAGCAUUAGAUUCCAUUUCAUCUCAAAUGCCUUGUUCACCGGAACGUAUAUAUUUUCCAAUUUCGAUGCGACUUUUACGUGUCGUUGUAAUUUUGAUUACGCUUUAUUAUAACUUAUUGGUAACAGAAUGUGAAAUCUUCUUGGCGUUACUUGUAAAGUUUCUGGAAUCCGAUAAGCUGGGAUGGCAGCGUGCUAUUGCUGUCGAAGUUUUGCACAAAAUUGUUGUUUUACCCGAGCUUUUAAUUUGGUUCUGUGAAAAUUACGACGCAAGGCCAGGUGCCACGAAAGCAAUUAAUUCUAUCGUAUCUGGCUUGGCAGCGCACGUACAAUUGUCGUUUUUGCGUCCCAAUGUAUCGGAAACUAUUGCUAAAGAUGAGGAACAAUUUGAGCCAAACAUUCAGUCAGGCUCACAACCAGGCUUCCAAUAUCGUGGUGUGUGGAUUCCACUUUGUCAAAGUAUUACUUCCAAGAAAUCGUUAUUGUUAGAUUCUUUAGAGAAGCAUGACGCACUUAAUUUACCUAAUGGCUAUUCGUUAUCUUUAACUUAUUAUUGUAUAUGCAGCUGCUGCCAAUCAGUUUUUGAAGCUAUUGAAUCUUUGUACUCACGAAAGGAAAAAGAAGAUGUAGCACGAGAGCUGUAUCAAUCAACUUAUACAAACCUUUUUGUUGCAAUUUCACUUUUUCUGGAUGCAAGUAUCGAUGAAUCGGUAACAGAACAACUCUUGAAAUGCUUUGUCACAAUGACACUUUUAUCAUGUCGGCUGGGUCAUACAGCUGGCCGUGAUGCCGCGUAUUUUGCACUGUGUAAAGCUGCGUUACCACCAAAGUAUUUAAUGCGAAUUGCAAGUGCUUCCAGUAGCUUAGGUCCCAUAUCAGGAUCUUUAAUUCCAGCUAGUCCUCACUUCGAGAAAGAUGCUUUGACUGGUUCUAAAGUGGAAAAGAUUGAAAAUGAAUCGGUAUCGAAUCAGCCAUGUCAAAUUAUAGCAGUUAGUACUAUCUGUCCAACUCCUUCACUUCCUUUAAAUUUUUACAGUGGAACUGUUGUGUUAACUGCCAAAAAUGUGCAAGUGGCACGUAUACUAAUAAGCUGUGCUGAAGCUAAUGGUCAAGAUUUGGGUGAUUGUUGGCAUCUUGUACUAGCUUCGAUGCAACAUUUAGUAUGGAUUUUGGGAAUGACCCCAAGUAUGCAAGGCGGAUUUCGGUCUGAUGGCGAAACCAUUGAUGGGACCUCACUUGUAAGUGGUUCGCACUCCAAUACCAAUGUUCUUACAACAGCUGCAAUGGCUGAUGUCCCCGUUGUAGCAGCCAUGCUGAAUAAAUUAUUUGAUUCGACAGCAAAGCUUGACGAUGUUGCAUUACAUCAUGUGAUUGCGGCGUUAUGUAAACUUUCUUCCGAAGCAAUGAUCGUAUCACAGAAUGGUUCCCGUGAGCCUUCUUUUUUUCCUGUUGCGAAGUUGCAGCAAACAGGGAUGGCAAAUCUUUCACGUUUAGAAGUAUUUUGGAGACCUGUAACAGCUCAUCUUAUUGAGGUAUCGGGACAUCCUUAUGCAAAGCUGCGAGAGUGGGGUGCACAAGCAUUAACAGUAUUAGUGAAAAGUGCUUUAAAAGUCAAAACUGCAGUUACAGAAUCGAAACGUCAACAGUUGAUACUGUCACCUUUAUCAAUAAUGUCUGAAAUUGAAUAUAUAGAUGUACGCCGGAAGCAAAUCGAAUGCCUUGUAAAUGUGUUACAAUCAGCUGGUCAGCAAUUAACUUCUGACCAGUGGCCAACCGUUAUUGAAACUGUCCGUGUUGUUGUGGCUGGGAAAUUAAGUUACGAUGAAGUACUGGUGAAACAAAGUUAUGAGGCAGUCGCUUUGAUGAUUACAGAUUUUCUCGAAAUAUUACCCUUCCAUUGCAUACAACUCCUUGUUGAGACUGAUGCAAAAUAUGGUUCUCAACAGUGCGAAUUAAAUAUAUCCCUCUCAGCCUUGGGACAGUUGUGGACAAUUUCUGAUUUUGUAUACCGGAAGAAUUCAAAACUUUCGCAAAAAGAAAGUGAAACAAUUUGGCUAGUGCUAUACAAUUGCUUGUCCGAAUUAUGCGUUGAUGUUAGACCACCAGUUCGUAAAAGUGCUUGCCAAACGUUGUUACAAACAAUUGCUGCUCAUGGUUUAGCGCUAAAAUCGGAUACAUGGAAACAUAUGGUUUGGAAGAUACUUUUCCCAAUGUUAGAUAAAGUACGAGCUCUAACACUUAGCGCUUCAACAACGCGAACAGAUAGUUCAGCUUUAGGUGCUUCAAACAUACUUAUACAUCAUUCGAGAGAUACCGAAUCAAAACAGUGGGCUGAAACAUCAGUUCAAACCCUCAGCGGCAUUGUCAAAAUUUUCAGUGCUCAACGAGCAGUUCUACUUUCACUUGAUGAUUUUCCGACAAUGUGGGCAACUCUUCUUCAUUAUAUCGAAUAUUUGGCUGCAUCUGAUAAUAGUGAAAUGACGUUGGCUGCACUUAAAAGUUUCCAGGAAUUAUUGUUGGGUAAAAUGUCACAAGGCUGUGAGAUGGGUAAAAGAGAAAAGUUUGUCAACUCUCCUCUUGGAAAUUGUGUUGGUGAUGAAUCGCCUGUUUUACCGGAACAUUUAUGGAUUGCUUGUUGGAAGAGCUGGAUGGUUAUGUCACGGUCGCUGGUUUUGGCCAAACCUUUCAAAGUUGAUUUAUCAUCGGACGUUAUGAUGCCCUUAUCUGAGAGGAGUGGAGGGAAUUUUAUCCCUGGACAAAUACAUCUCAUCACAUUACUCCAUAUAUUCACUCCUUUAUUUGAACGAGUUCGGAAGAAAAUCCCAUGUGAUGAUUUGAAAUAUGAUGAAGUGCCGAGUAUUUUGAAGGGUAUUGUUAGUGUUCCACUAACUGCAGAACAAGUUCCAUUUGUAUUAUCGAGUGUAAAUGACAUCAAUCCAACUCUAGAAGCCGUUCUCAGUUGUGUCCGAAUUAUAUAUCAGGAUAUGUUGGAUACAGGUUCAUCGUUGCGCCCAGCUUUGCCUGAUCUCAUCCGUUUAAUGCUUGAUUUCACAACUUUUGCAAUUCAUCCACCUGAAUAUGAAUCAAACAAAGCCGAAAAUAAAGGUGUACAAAAUAUGGUGAUUUUUGCUGAGUUAUCAUUACGAACAGUGGUAGAAUUCUACGCUGGUACCGCUCAUUUCCAAGAAAUUAUACAGUCUACUGUAUUUGUUGAUAUUGUUAAGUGUUUGGCGCAACCAAUGGAAUUAAAAUACCAAUGUCCCUCUCAAAGUACGUGGAAAGCAGCAGCGUCAGCAUUCGGCACAGUUUUACGACUAGGUCUUCCUAUUGCCAGACAGCAUUCUCGUUAUUUUAAUGCAAUUUGGCCGGUAAUCGCUGAGACAUUAGAUCGUUUUCUGUUCAACAAUAGUCGUCCAUCAUGUCCAUUAAAUGCUGAUGAACGAAAAAGGCAUGAAUUUAUCGAUUGUCAGUUGAUAGAAUUGAUUAGAACUGAGAUGUUGCCGUACGCAAGUGUAUUUCCAACUGAUUUUAUCCAGAAAAUAAUCGAUAUACUGAAUCGUGGUUCUAUAAGCACUGUGGAUUCCUCUGAUGUCUUUGCUUUAGACACAUAUGCGCAACGAGCGGAGUUAUCUAAAGUAUGCUUUGAAGCGCUGCUAUCAAUGAGUCAAAAUGAGGAGCAACCAGAUAUAGUACGAAGUGCGGCACCAGUGCAUUUUCUUAGUGAAUCAGUUGUUGACGAUAUCAAAGGAGUAAGUGGAAGUGAAAAAAGAAGACAGUGUAUUGUAUCAUCAAGUUUAGGUAUUUCUGCAAUCUCGUCAUUGCUGGCUAGAUGCAAAGAAGUAAUGUUAUCGUUUGUCCGUGAUCAACUAAACGCUGGACAGUUGCGUCUUUCUCAGGAAAGAAUUGUUGAAAUGACAUCUGUGUUGCACGCUGUGAGUACACUUAUUGAAGGACUUGUACGUCAUGCUGAUAACUUCAAUUUGGAAUUCUAUACAGAAUUGGUUAAUCUCUAUCCAACUCUAGUAGACUGUGUAGCAAGCACCAAAGCAGAUCCUCAGAUCGAGCAAGCAUUGAUUACUUCUCUUAAAUCCUAUCAAAUAUUAUUAUUGCUGAAUGUACAUAAAUUCGAUAAAGAGCGGCAUUAA
Brugia malayi is the source of this 5064-nucleotide messenger RNA. RefSeq names its product CG31756-PA, putative (gene Bma-mon-2). Bases 1 to 5064 code for a protein of 1687 amino acids. NCBI's taxonomy places the organism in Eukaryota, Metazoa, Nematoda, Chromadorea, Rhabditida, Onchocercidae. The record is from RefSeq and is a predicted model, not a curated record. The transcript has 40 exons.